Messenger RNA from Linderina pennispora, 1976 nucleotides. RefSeq names its product P-loop containing nucleoside triphosphate hydrolase protein. The transcript is spliced from 6 exons. The record is from RefSeq and is a predicted model, not a curated record. Gene Ontology annotation, cellular component: membrane. Gene Ontology annotation, molecular function: ATP binding; ATP hydrolysis activity; ABC-type transporter activity. Lineage: Eukaryota; Fungi; Kickxellomycota; Kickxellomycetes; Kickxellales; Kickxellaceae. The annotation marks the transcript as partial. Gene Ontology annotation, biological process: transmembrane transport.
UUCUCUGCCACACUUACUGAGCUCGACACCAAGGAAGACACCAAGUCUGACGAUGAAUCAAAGGGCAAGGAAGUUGAUGACAUCGAUGAUGAUGGCAAUGCCGAGCGGGCCAAGGCUGUCAAUGAUCCGAUAUCAGAAGACAAGUACAACAGCAAGAAGCGGCACAAACUGGUCAUUGACGGGGGCUUGGGUGCAGAUAUCAAUCUGGUAAACUUUGAAGGAUCUUUAGUUGAGAAUGAGGAGCGUGAGACUGGGCGGGUCAAAAUGGAGGUUUGGGGCAUAUUCUUCUCGGCAUGUGGAAGCCACUGGUAUUGGAUUGCUGUGCUUCUGCUAAACGUCCUGACAAAUGUGCUUAUGAUUGUUCAAGACUACUGGAUCCGCAUCUGGGUAGAGGCAAAUGACACGGCAAUUCCACCCGUGGUUCUACGCGAUUCCAUCGACACAGUAUCACCAACAGCAAACACCAACAUAGUCGGCCAGCAUACAGUAUCGUUUUGGAUCGGUAUUUACCUGGCAAUCGGCGUCAUCGAAGUUUUUGCGCUGUUUAUCAAGCUUGCCUAUGCAUAUUCUGGACUGAUCAAAGCCACCAGAAAUGUGCAUGCAAAGCUAAUCAUGUCAGUUGUCCAUGCUACACCGCGCUUCUUUGAUUCGACGCCAUUCGAUUCACUCAUUUGGAUGUUUGCAGACUUCACUGCUGCAUUAGGCGUUAUCGUCAUCAUCACUGCAGUUAUGCCGCCAUUCAUUUCUGUUGCUGUUGUCAUCACAGUCGCAUAUGUGGUGAUUGCCAAACGUUAUUUGGAUUCAACCCGCGAACUGAAGCGACUCGAGUCAAAUGCCUCAGCGCCACUGCUGUCACUGUUUGGCGAACUAAUACAGGGCGUAUCGUCGAUCCGCGCGUUUGGUCUCAAAAAGUACUACGUCAUGGAGGCUAUUAACAGAUCAGAUGAGCUGAAUCGCCCUGUUCUACCUAACAAUGGUGUCAAACCGUGCAACAGUGUCGUUCUUCUGCGCCUUCUUCAUCUUGUGGAAUGUCCACAGCUUCGACGCCGGUCUUGCUGGGUUUGCGUUGGUACAUGCACUGCACCACGCUCAGUCGACGCCGAGAACAAGCCCGUCAGCAACUGGCCCAGGACUGGUGAUCUUGAGAUUGAGGACCUGGUCGUCGAGUACGUGCCUAAUGUCCCAGUGUUGCAUGGCCUGAGCAUGUCGAUCAAGCAUGGCGAGAAGAUUGGUGUGGUUGGUCGCACCGGCGCUGGCAAGUCGACGCUGUCGCUGGCGUUCCUGCGGUUCAUCGAGGCAGCUAAGGGCCAGAUCGUGCUUGACGGGGUCGACAUCUCGAAGAUUGGCCUGGAGGAUCUCCUGCUGUUCAACGGCACUAUUCGCUUCAACCUUGACCCGUUCAGCGAGUACCCCGAUGAGAUUGUGUGGGAUGCGCUGCACCGUGCGCAUCUGGUGCGCGAGCGUGGCAGCCAGACCGCCAGCACCGCAAUCAGCGUGUUUGAAGGCAAUGCCAUCGACAGCUCGCUGGAGCGCAUGUCGGGCAUAUUCACUAGCCUGGAGGCCGAGAUCAAGGAGAAUAGCCAGAACCUGUCACUGGGUCAGCGUCAGCUGGUGGCGCUGGCUCGCGCUCUGGUCCGCCGGUCGCGGCUGAUCAUCAUGGAUGAGGCAACAGCGUCGGUCGAUUUCGAUACCGAUGACCGUAUCCAGCGCACGAUCCGUGGCUCCGAGUUUGCCGACUCGACCCUGUUCUGCAUUGCUCACCGACUGCGCACCAUCAUCGACUAUGAUCACGUGCUGGUACUGGACAAGGGCAAGGUUGCCGAGUUUGACACUCCGGCCAACUUGCUCAACAGACAAGGCAGUAUCUUCCGGAGCAUGUGUGAAAAGUCCGGCGAGUUUGAAUAUCUUGCCGAUGCUGCCAAGCGAGCCCAAGAUGCCAAGCAGUUUUCUUAAAAUUAGCACCAUUCAAUACAGAG